This is a messenger RNA of Ooceraea biroi (clonal raider ant), 2581 nucleotides long. RefSeq lists its product as uncharacterized. NCBI's taxonomy places the organism in Eukaryota, Metazoa, Arthropoda, Insecta, Hymenoptera, Formicidae. Gene Ontology annotation, molecular function: olfactory receptor activity; odorant binding. The record is from RefSeq and is a predicted model, not a curated record. Gene Ontology annotation, biological process: sensory perception of smell; detection of chemical stimulus involved in sensory perception of smell. Gene Ontology annotation, cellular component: plasma membrane.
UCCAUGUUUUGAGAAACUAUUUAAAAAAAUAUUUAACGUUAAAAAUAUUAUUACGUAGUAGAUAAUGCAAUAUGUAAUAGUUGAACGUAUAAUAAAAUGCAUAUGUGUGAACUAUGUCGGAAGUCUAUUUUUUAAAAUAUUAAUUUCGCUACACUACAAGAAAUUCUGAAUAAUAACUUACGGUAGUAAAGAUACAUUCGCAUUGCAAUAAAAAACGAAAGUCAUGGAUCGAUACACCUCUCGAGAGUACAUCCGUAUCUCACAAAAGCCUAGACUUGAAUGACACUUGCGAAAAUACAAUAUUACAGAAAACACGAUCUGCGCAUGCGUGAAAUUUGAGAGAGAUAUCAUUUUAUGACUUUUUCUGUGAGAACUAUACAUCAGCUGAAUUACAUCCCACAUUAUAUCGAUCGCAUAAUAGUCGACCUAUACCCCAGCCAAUUGUCACACAAUUAUUUUAAUAGUGCGAUAAUAGCGGGCACUAUUUGUCUUAUACUUAUGCAAAAUUGAGAAAUUUGUAAUACUUCGUUAUAGAAAAAAAAUUUCAAACUAUCUCUAUCUGAAAAAAAUGCAAACCUCUUAUCUGGUAUUCCUCGAUCAAACGUUCCUAGAUAUUCGCAGAAUGACGAUCUCCGUUGUGGAACAGCAUUUUAGUAUCAAUAAAAUACUUCUGCGUGCAGGUGCCAUAUGGCCAUAUCAUCGAACGAAACUUGUUAAAUUUCACCUGAUCUUGGUUUUUAGUAUUUUGAGUAGCUGUGUCCUAUUUCAAUUGACAACAUUUUUAACUACAGAAUGCAAACCUGAAAUGGUAAUUAAAAUUUUAUGCUACACAUCGUAUGCCAGUAUGUAUGUUUUAACAUACAGUUCCUUUUGGCUUAAUGUCGAUACUAUAAGAUGUCUAUUGGAGAAAUUUCAAUAUAUAUGUGAUGAGCUAACAGACGAAGGCGAAAUCGCUAUCAUACAACUAUACGGGAACGGAGUGAAACGUUUUACAAUUAUGGUUUUAUUAUGCACCAUGUCCAACAUAAGUAUUGCGUGUCUUCUACCAUUUUUCCCGCGAAUUCUUCGUACUUUUACGUCCAUAAAUGUGUCUCAAGAACAUUUUACGGUACAUAUUAUGAGAGAAUAUUUUAUCGAUCAAGAAAAAUAUUACUAUUGUAUUUUGCUGCACUUCGACGUAAGCAUCUUUAUAGGAACACUUGUAACAACAGCAACAGGAACAUUGUUGUUUGGGUGCAUCAAAUAUAUUUGUGGAAUUUUUAGAAUCGCCAGUUAUCGUAUUGAUCAAGCAAUGCAGACUGCGACACUACACCAUGCUGUUUUGUCGAACAAUUUUAUACUUUAUAAGAAGAUCGUACGUGCCAUAGACAUUCAUCGCAAAGCAGUAAAAUUAUGUGAUAUAAUGACAUCCAAUUUCGUGGGAACAUUUUUUGUAAUGAUGAUAGUUUGUAUUAUUAGCUUAAGUCUCAAUCUCUAUGGACUUCACCGGGCUAUAAUGCUUAGAAGCGCCACGGAGGAAUAUGUGGCAUAUGUUUCACUUACAGGCGCUCCUUUAGUGUACAUAUUCUUCGCCAAUUAUGCUGGACAGAACAUCGCAGAUCACCAUAAUUAUAUAUUUACCAGUGUAUACAACUGUAAGUGGUACAUAACUCCUUUAUAUAUACAAAGGAUUAUUUUGUUCCUGUUACAAAAAGGCACUAAUACUUAUUAUCUUAUUUUUGGUGGGAUAUUGGUGUUGUGUAUGGAGAAUGCAGCAAUGGUAAAGUUAUGUCAUAUCAUGUCAUGUUUUAAAAUUACAUUACAUGAAACUCCUCAAAACAGCAUGCACUUUGCAGUGUGAUAGAAAAAUGAAAAAUAUGUUUCAGAUGGUAAGCACUUCCAUAUCGUAUUUCACCGUUCUCUAUUCUACACAGCAAAGUUCACGAUAUAAUUAAAUAACCUGAAUUAAUUAAACAAGAGUGGAUUACACAUAUCAGAGUUCGUAGUCAAAUUCUUAUUUUCGCAAACAGAUGAUAUGUAUCGCAAAAAAGAAAUUGCUCAGAGGAACAAAUUAUAAUAUUUUCCUGUGUAUAGAAAACUGUAAUAAUUAUACUCUGUUCACGGAGAAAUUGCCCGGGCUCAGUCAUGCUUUUCGUCCGGUUCGGUCAGAUCUCGCCUAACGCCUAUUUUGCUCUCUCUCCACUCCAUGCCGCGAGAGAAGUAUGCACAAUGAUGCCACAUUCCGUGUAUUUGGUAGCAUGCGGUAGCUUUCUGUCUCACUCUCGCUCGGGCGAGUUGAGUCGCGCAUACGGCACUACGUAGCGCCUUUACUUUCCGCCCAAAGCUUCGCGAAGCCUGGGCAAUCUCUCUGUGAACGGAGUAAAUGAAUUCAACAAUAUUUAAGUACGUAUUUUAGGUUUCAUCCUGUAUUCUAUAUGUUGUCUGUGAUUGAUGUUUCAACAAAGCAUAUUUUACAGUUCCGGCAAAAGUUCGAAAUACAAAACGAACGACGUAGCAAUUUUUAAGACCGUAUUUUAAGGAAAUCUAGUUUGGAAUAAACCAGAGGUUAUCAUGUACUCAAAUAAAUGAUAUACGUUUGCGC